Trichomonas vaginalis G3 is the source of this 999-nucleotide messenger RNA. Its product is annotated as protein phosphatase 2A family, catalytic domain family. NCBI's taxonomy places the organism in Eukaryota, Parabasalia, Trichomonadida, Trichomonadidae. Bases 1 to 999 code for a protein of 332 amino acids. The record is from RefSeq and is a predicted model, not a curated record. Gene Ontology annotation, cellular component: nucleus; cytoplasm. The transcript has a single exon. Gene Ontology annotation, molecular function: protein serine/threonine phosphatase activity.
AUGUCUGAACUUGACAUGAAUGCUAUUGAUGAUAUUAUUAAAAGACUGCUUGCUGUAAAGGAUAAGCCACUAGGAACAUCAGCAGGAUUGACAAUAGAAGAAAUUAACAUGCUUUGCGCUAAUGUCAAAAAGAUUUUCCUCGACCAACCUAUUCUACUUGAAUUACAACCACCUCUUACAAUUGUUGGCGAUAUUCACGGUCAAUACCAUGAUCUUCUUCGCAUUUUUGACAAAAAUAAAGAUCCUUCAGUUACAAAUUACCUUUUCAUGGGAGAUUAUGUAGAUCGUGGAGUUAACAGCCUAGAAACAAUAUGUUUACUAUUCGCUUAUAAGCUUAAAAGACCAGAAAACUUCUUCUUAUUGCGUGGAAAUCACGAAUGUUCAUACAUCAACAGAGAAUUCGGUUUUUACGAUGAAUGUGUAGAAAGAUACAAUAUAGAACUAUGGCGUACCUUCUGUGAUGUGUUUAACUGCUUACCUUUAGUUGCAAUCAUUGAAGAUCGAAUUUUCUGUGUCCAUGGAGGUAUUUCUCCCUUCCUGGAUAAUCUAGAUCAAAUCAGAGAGUACGAACAUCAAAGGCCAUUCGAUAUUCCUGAAGAAGGCUUAAUAUGCGAUUUAGUCUGGUCAGAUCCGGACAUUGAAACAGAGGAUUGGGGUGCAAAUGAUAGAGGUGCAUCCUACGUGUUCGGAAUUCCUCCUCUUGAGAAAUUCCUGAAGAAAUUUAAUUUCGAUCUUGUUGUACGCGGCCAUCAAGCUGUUAUGAGCGGAUAUAACUUCCCAUUCGAUAGCCAGCAAGGAAUAGUCACAGUAUUCUCCGCUCCGAACUAUUGUUAUGAAUAUGAAAAUCGUGGUGCAACUAUGCAAGUCGAUGAAGAGCUUAGCUGCAGUUUUACCGUUUUCCCACCAAUAAACUACGACGAAGACUACUUUAUGGGCCCUCGUCCUGGAACUCCUCCUCGUGGAACAGAAGAAAACUCAACAAACGAGCUUCAUCUCUAA